AUGGCAUCAUCUUCAUGGAAAAAAUGGCCCGAUCAUGUGCUGGAUAAAAGGCGUGACGAUCUGAGGGAUAUAGAGUUUUGGCUGAAGGGAUACAUUCACAUGCCAGAGUAUGCUGACUUCAUGUUUCUAAUGCUUCUACCUUUUUCUCAUGGGUCCGUACAUUGGAAUGUUGGGGUAGGACCCAUGGCUUCAUUCAGACGUGCCAUUACAGCCAUGGCUUUGGAUAUAGUGUGUAAGCACUCUGCUCCCUUUGAUCACUUGGUAAAGGUGGAUCUGAGGCCCACGCCAACGGAAGACCAAGCCCAAGGAACAGGCUUGAUGAGCAUCAAGUACCAGUUGGCCGUAGCUGCGGCAAAGGAGCUGGACCUGCUUGUCCCAGAAUACAACCGGCUCAAAGAACAACAUGAAGAGGUACAGUACUACACCUAUGGGUCGCGGUAUGAUGGUGGUGCGUCUGAACGAUUGGAGCAAUACGUGCGGCAAGCAAUUGUUCCUCAGAUCAUCAAACAGUUGUUAACCAAGAGGUACUUGCUAGUGGUCGAGAACCUCCAGUGGCCAAUUGAGCCAGGCAAUUUAACAGCAGAUGUUGGGCUUCCUCCACCCUCGUGGGAAGCGUCUGCAUGGAUCUUCGAUGCCACUUCUCGUGAUGCCUAUUACAAGAGCAAGUCAGUGGGUGAUAGAUUAAUACCUUCAUAUGAAACACAUGGAGUGGUUGUGUUUCUCACUGCCUUUGCACUGCAUCAGUCGGCCGAGUACAUACUCAACAUGAUCUCUCAAGAAAGCAAGGAGUAUUGGCAUCGCAUAGCCCUCCAUUGCUUCCACUAUGCCAUGGUGAUGUUUGCUGGACAUUCACAAGUUGUGGCUGUUACCUCGGACGAGCUCAUCCACCAGUGGGCUGUCCAAGGCAUCUUGCCACAUAUGGCCCUCGAAAAAGAAGAAACCAGCACCAAGUGUUCCCAUAUGCAUCAAGUUGGAAAUCUCAUAAUUGAAGCAUUUCAGAAAUACUCUUUGUUGCAGCUACCUUUUUCUCCUGCUGAUGGAGCUUAUGACGCCACCAAUACCGGCGCACAAUUCUUAGCGUACCACGGCAUAGUUGCAGAAGGAAUCACAAUUGAAGAACUCUUUGAUAACAAGAAAAAAUGGAUUUCCUUCGUCGGAGACGACGGAUUGCAUGUAAGCCGAGAAUGGUUGAGCCUAGAGGAAACCAGGGGGCCGACUGCACUAAUUCUGAGAGGCUGCUCACAACAAUCGCUCGUACUUUCCAAGCUGGACUAUUUCUUGCCCAAAAUUUGUUUCCUCCGUGCUCUUGAUCUCUCCUACACUCCUAUAAAAUCUCUUCCUUCUUCCAUGUCUUGCUUACUAAGCCUUCGCCUGCUUUCCCUUAGAGGCUGUCAUGAUCUUAAAACUCUUUCCAGUUCAUCUACAGUAACCGUCACCAACUCAUCAACAAAUAUUAGUCCAUAUUCACCAUUGUCCACUCUAUACCAACUUCAAAUUCUUGACAUGAAUGGAGUUCCUUGUUCUCAGCUAACACAAGAUGUGGCCAAGCAAAAGAGCAAUUUGAUUCACCUCGACAUGUCCUAUUCAGAAAUAACUACUUUUCCUCCUACUUUUUUUGAGAACAUGUCAAAUCUUGAAGAACUUAUCAUGACCAGCUGUUCAAACCUUGUGGAGCUUCCUCCUUCCAUGGCUUCUCUAUCCAACCUAACGACCCUUGAGUUCACAGCGACUCUGAUAAAAUACUUUCCACACAAGAUAUUUGAAGAAAUGCAGAAGCUACAGUCGUUGAAGCUAAUCGAGAAAAAGGAAUUGAUUUCACUUACAGGGCCAAUCUCUGGUGACCACAGAACCAAAUUGGAAGGCCAUCCAAACAUUGUAUCCUUCAUGCUGAUCGGCACACCUCAUAUGAGGGGUUUGUCUUUGCGUGGAUGUAGAAAACUUGAGUCUGUCGAGAUCAAGGAUCUUGGUGAUUUGGAGGAGCUUGAUUUGUCUGGUACAAGUAUCAAGGAGCUCGGUGAUGAAAUCCCUAAUCUUCCCCAGCUUAGGAGAUUGCUCCUUGGGGGUGUUCCUUUUCUGAGGCGAUUUCCUUGGCAUAAGUUGGAGCGACUCCCUGAUGUGUUUUACAUGGAUCACUGUUCAGAAGGAAAUGUUAAUCACUCUAGUCAAGUUUCCAAAGUGUGUGUUACUGACCCAAGGUUCUUCCAUAGCUUUAAUGACACAGUUGUGGAUUUAAUAACAGAUGGACAGUUUUUCCAAUCAUUCUAUGUUCGAGUUGCACCAUGCACUACAAAUAGCAUGCAACUGCAAGAUGAAGAAGUCAUGCUACAUAACAAGUUGCAGCAGUUUGUUCAGAAGCAAGCAACAUAUACUGAUGUAUAUGACAAUUGUUAUGUAGAGAAAAUUGCAGUUCCGUCACCAAAAACAAUUCCCCUUCAUCGUACUGAGCGCCAUGUGGAGAUCAUAGGGACGCAAUUGGGAAUUGAUGGUUUAAGCUAUCUUCUAAGAGUCACCAAAUCAAUUUCGGUGGCAUGUGAUACUUCUAUCAAUUAUUUUGAUGACUCGGCCCAUUUUUACGAGCUAGAAGAAUGUGGGAUACGUUGGUGCCAUAAAAUGGAAAGUGUUUUCAAUGGAAGCACAGGCUUGGAAAAACUACGCAAUAUGCAUGUGUGUGAUCUCAAAAGUCUUGUUUGGCUCUGUUCACAGUAUAGUUCUUUUGCCUUCAGUUCACUAGAGCACCUGCACCUGGAGAACUGCCCUAGAUUGGAGCACGUGCUGCCACAAACAACAACACUGCCAUGCCUCAAGACACUUAACAUCCUGUUCUGCUACAAACUCAAGACAAUUAUCAUCAGCAAUUAUAUACAAGAGAAUACUUAUCAGCUCCCAAGCCUCCAAAGGAUACGUCUCCAGGAGUUGCCACAGCUCCAGCACUUCCAUGACAAGGACGCCACCAUCACAUCACCUGUGUGGAAGGAGCUCCACAUCCGAGGGUGCUGGAGCCUCCGACGCCUCCCACUCCUAGAAGGAUGCCAGCCGGAGACAGUGAAGGUGAACGGCGAGAGGAGCUGGUGGAGCAAGCUCCAGUGGGGCUCACCCCUGCACCACGACAGUUACGACCCCAAGCUGCCCCCGGAGUUCGCCUCAUUCGAUGAGUGCGCCGAGAUGAGCAGCUACCUCAGAUGA
This is a messenger RNA of Triticum turgidum subsp. durum (durum wheat), 3183 nucleotides long. The record is from the annotation of a GenBank genome assembly. NCBI's taxonomy places the organism in Eukaryota, Viridiplantae, Streptophyta, Magnoliopsida, Poales, Poaceae.